Messenger RNA from Sinocyclocheilus anshuiensis, 1870 nucleotides. Its product is annotated as alpha-N-acetylgalactosaminide alpha-2,6-sialyltransferase 6-like. The record is from RefSeq and is a predicted model, not a curated record. Gene Ontology annotation, biological process: oligosaccharide metabolic process; ganglioside biosynthetic process. The transcript is spliced from 6 exons. NCBI's taxonomy places the organism in Eukaryota, Metazoa, Chordata, Actinopteri, Cypriniformes, Cyprinidae. Gene Ontology annotation, molecular function: alpha-N-acetylgalactosaminide alpha-2,6-sialyltransferase activity. The coding region runs from base 126 to 818 and encodes 230 amino acids.
UGAGGCGGCGGAGGGAUUGAUGAUGAAGAUGAUGAUGAUAAUGCUGCGCGGAUUCAACAACAUCCAGAAUAAAGCCCUGACGCAUCGGCAUGAGCAUUGAACCCUGAUAGAAGAGUAGCAGGAGAAUGAGACUGCGGAUUGUAGAUAAACAGUGGCAGCAGGGGCAGCGGAUGGUGAUUUAUGGGGUGGUCUUCCUCAUCAUGACCCUCCUCAUCCUCUACAGCUCCAACAGCUCAGCUGAUCUUUACAGCCCCUUUAAAGUCAACGAGUUUCGCCACGCCGUCAAACACACCAACCUCAAGAAAUGGGCGGGGAAGGAGGGAUACGCUCCUGUUUACGGCAACAAGGUGCUGCCAAAACUUUUAAUACCGUUGACGAAGAUCGGCCGCGACGCGAAGGGAACGCUGUACCGGCUGAUCCAGAGAGUCAGUAUGACCUACAGUAACCUGUCCUUCUUCUUCAUCUCACCCGGCAAAAUGCAGAGGUUCGACACGCUCUUUCAGAAAGAGACCGGCCGAGACAGAAAAAAGUCUCAGUCCUGGUUAAGCACCGGCUGGUUUACCAUGGUCAUUGCCAUAGAGAUGUGUGACAACAUAAAGGUUUAUGGGAUGGUGCCGCCAAACCAUUGUGGGAAGCGUCCUCAGCCCAAACGGAUGCCCUAUCACUAUUACAAACCCAGAGGUCCAGACGAGUGUGUGACGUACCUCCAGAACGAGAGGGGGCGCCGCGGAUCACACCACCGCUUCAUCACUGAGAAACAGGUGUUUGCGCGCUGGGCCAAGCAGUACAACAUCAGCUACAGCCACCCGACGUGGUGAGAAACACAUCCAACAUACCUGGUGAGUUGGAGCCAACAUGGUGGCUUUCUGUACCUCUGUGACCUUCUGAUCCAAAAUGGCUACCAUUUCAAAUUGCCUGCUCAGAACGGCUGCUGGUUUCUCUUUGAUCUGGAUUAGUGACUGAGCCAAAAUGGAGGCCAUGCAUGGAUCCAGGAACAAGCCAAGGGUGGACUAGCUUAGUUUUCCUUAGAAAAAUGAACAGAUGAUGGAAUGUUUGUUGUCUCAAGCGUGACGGUUUCAAAAACAUCUUACAUACUACUGCCGUGAAGCUUUCCUAAGCCUUCUCUUAUACAGUUUUUCACCCAGAAUCGGUAAUUUCUCAGAGAACGAAGGCCUUUUGGAUGGAGAAUGAAAGAGAAAUCCUUUAUGUCAGUUGCCAAAUAGAAGAUUCAUUCACAUCUCAUGGUACAAUCAACACAUCUGAAUGUUAGUCAUGUGAAACUACCAGAGAAUAGGAAUGAGAAUUUAACUACUUUACAAGAUUAAGAGUAUGUUCUAUGGUGUAAAUAAGAACUAUGUAAAUUGUUAUUCCAAAAAAAAAAAAAUAUUUUUACAAGUUUAUAUGGUUUUAAAAUGCCCUAAACAAGACAAUAUUACAAGAAAAUACUAAAAAAUUGUCAUUUUAAAUCACAUCCUUUUCAGAUAAAUAACACAUUUUCUGUACUUUUUGGGAAGGUGUUGAAAUGGAGAGCUAUUUAUGCCUUUAUACCUUUAUGAAUGAAGUUAUAUGAAACCUGACCAAAUGUCAGUCAAAGUUCUAGAACAUUCUAUAAUUCCAUUUAAUAUGGCUCUAGAGGCUUCACUGAAUCAUCCACUACAAGACACGUCCGGGUCAUUUUUCGCCACAAAAUUAGAAGAGAAAUAAAGAAAACCAGGCCUAUAUAGGACCAUUCAUGCGUUUUAAAGUAUUUAAACACAUUUCACAGACAAUUUUCAUUAAUGAAAUGAAAAUUAAUUUUAAUUGUACGGUACAUGUACAUUAUGUAAAGUAUACAUUAUAGUCAUAUUUGAUGCACUAAAUGCAAUAUAUG